This is a messenger RNA of Medicago truncatula (barrel medic), 2022 nucleotides long. Its product is annotated as rhodanese-like domain-containing protein 4, chloroplastic. The transcript is spliced from 8 exons. The record is from RefSeq and is a predicted model, not a curated record. NCBI's taxonomy places the organism in Eukaryota, Viridiplantae, Streptophyta, Magnoliopsida, Fabales, Fabaceae. The coding region runs from base 201 to 1649 and encodes 482 amino acids.
ACCAAAACAACACAUUCUUUUACUUUUACACCUCUCUUUCUAUCUUCUCCCAUUUUGCCACUCAUUCCACAAAGAAACAAACUCAUCAUCAUCAUCAAGAUAUCAAUAUACCAACCCUUUCAGAUUCUAAAUUUCAUGAUAGUUCCUUAAGUUCCAAACUUUGAGAGCCUCACAAAGUUUCUGUUGUACAAAAUUAUGCUAUGGAGGCCCUCAAUUCUACUAUUUUAACCCCCCUUUCUGUGCUAUCUGACAGAACAAAACACAAACACCCCACAAAAUUUUCAUGCAAAGCUUCAAACUUUUCAACUUCAAUCAACAAAAAACAGAACUUAAGAGAGUUUUUAUCAAAGAAUUUUCAAAAGGGUCUUUUUCUUGCAGCUUCAGUUGUGAAUGUUAACAAUGGUGAAUUUGCAAAUGCUUUAACAUAUGAAGAAGCAUUAGGACAAUCUCCUAGUGCUUCUGGUGGUGGUGACAUUGAUGUUAAUGGUUUUGUAGAUAGUGUUAUAGGCUUUGCAACUGAGAACCCUGUAAUUCUUGCUGGUGGUGUAGCUAUAUUGGCAGUGCCAUUGGUUUUGUCUCAGAUUUUGAAGAAACCUAAGGCUUGGGGUGUUGAAUCUGCUAAAAAUGCUUAUGCAAAAUUAGGUGCUGAUGGGAAUGCUCAGUUGCUUGAUAUAAGAGGUUUGGCUGAGAUUAGACAAGUUGGUGGACCAAAUGUUGGUGGUUUGAAGAAGAAAGCAGUGGCAGUAACUUAUAAAGGUGAUGAUAAGCCAGUGUUUUUGAAGAAGCUUUCUUUGAAGUUUAAGGAGCCUGAGAAUACUACAUUGUUCAUUCUUGACAAAUUUGAUGGGAACUCUGAACUGGUUGCAGAGUUGGUUACCCUUAACGGAUUUAAGUCCGCUUAUGCAAUUAAAGAUGGUGCGGAAGGACCGCAAGGAUGGCAGAAUAGUGGUCUUCCUUGGGUUGAACCGAAGAAAGCAUUGAGCUUGGAUUUUGGCAGUUUGACAGACACUAUCAAUGAUGCAAUCGGAGAAUCUGAUGGCUUGGCUGUUACUCUUGGGAUUGCUGCAGCUACUGGAUUGGGUGUAUUAGCUUUUUCUGAGGUAGAAACAAUUCUCCAACUUGUAGGAUCAGCUGCAAUUGUUCAGUUUGCAAGUAAGAAGCUUCUAUUUGCUGAGGACCGGAAGAAAACACUAAAACAAGUUAAUGAGUUUUUGAACACCAAGGUUGCUCCUAAGGAGCUUGUUGAUGAAAUAAAGGACAUCGGAAAGGCUCUUCUACCAACCUCCACCAACGAUAAGGCUCUUCCUGCACCAACAGAAAAUAUUCCAGAGCUUGCUACAGCUGGCGGAACUGUAUUGAAAGCAGAAGCUACUCCUGAAAUUGUCCCCGAGACGAAAGUAGAAGCAGCAGCAGAAGCUACUCCUGAAAUUGUCCCCGAGACGAAAGUUGAAGCAGCAGCAGAAGCUACUCCUGAAAUUGUCUCCGAGACAAAAGUAGAAGCAUCAGCAGAACCUGCUCCUGAAAUAAACUCCGUGCCGAAAACUGAAACGGAGGCAGAGUCAAUUCCUGUGCAACCUAAACCACUUUCACCAUACCCAUAUUAUCCAGAUUUCAAACCUCCUUCAUCUCCAUCACCUUCAAAGCCCUAGAGUUUCACUUGUAUGAAGAGAAUUCUAUAGCAGGCAAAAUAGUUGUCCAAAAUACUCAGUAUGUAUCAAGAGCUAGCUGAUAAUCCUACAAUCUAUAAUCCUGCCAGAACAUCUUCAACAUACAUGAAACUUAGGUUGAAGAUAAAAUCAUGUCACUUGCUGUAUAAUUUAUUAGUCUUUUUAUUAUUAUCAUCCAUACAUUUGUGCCACUCACUAAACCUUUUUUGUGAUUGUGAACAUUGUGUUGUGGAGGUAGCUGUCUUAAUAACAUUGUACUGUUAGUUGUUAUGUUGUGAUUUAGUGUCACAUUACAUUCAUUCAGUUUUGAAUAAGCAAUAAGGUUUCAAAGUAUGCAAUUAUGUCUAUGUUGAUU